GGAUUUUUGGACAUAGUUUGUUUGGCUGGGGCUAUUCUGCCCACUGGAAGUGCUACAUUUUAACUUCUACCUUAUUGUCUAGCCUGGGAUGGGGCUGAUGUGCUGAAGGGAGACUGGGCGGGAAAUGCAGAAGGAAGAAAGUGACUGUGGUGCCCAACAGGAUUCAGGAUGGCUGCCCCGUGGAAAACGCAGCAAGCACCUGGAGGAAAUGAAUGCGGAGAUGAGUGUGACGCCAGGGGAAGUGUGUAUUUUAAGCGUUCUCCACCCUGAUGAGAAAGGGUUAAAUAAUGUCUGACUCAGACACACGUGACCAGCAACUUCAGGACCACUGAAAUGAUGAUGGAAAAGGUCUGGUGUGAGGAAUGCUUUCUACACUUCUGAUUAUUCCCGAUGCUCACAAAUUUGGCAGCAUGGAACCUUGCUGGUAUUGGCUGGAUGAUUCCAUACAAUGGAUUGAAUAUGGGAAACAGUGCCUGAACUACUCUGCAGCCACUGUAACAUCGGCCCAGGUGGAGAAGGCAUUUCAGGCAGAUCAGGAAGGCACUCUGAGAUUUUGAGUUCAUUCAGAGAAAUAUGAGAUAAACUUCAAAGACAUGGUCCAGACAAACCUGUGCACGCAGAUGACAAGACAAAUCUGCCGGUGGCCAAAUGAUGCCUCCGGUCGAGACAGGAACCAGCAGAAGGAAAGUACGGAAGAACGCUGGUAUUGGUUGGAUGAAUAUAAUCAGUGGAAUGAAUAUGGAGAAGAGUCUCCAAACCACUGUGCUGCCACCGUAACCUCUGCUCAGGUGGAGAAGGCAUUUCAGGCUGACCAGAAAGGCACUCUCCGGUUUCAAGCAGGUUAUCAGCAGUAUGAGAUAAACUUCAAAGGCGAAGUAUCUGUUGGCUUGAUGUCUAAUGCAGUUGUGAUGUGACUGGCACUGUAGUGCAGCUUCUCCUUGGAGAAGGCUUGCGGGCACAGACAUGCUCCAGAGAAAUCUGCUCACACAGGUGACAAGACAAAUCUGCCGGUGGCCAAACGAUGCCUCUGGUGGAGACAAGAUCCAGCAGAAGGAAAAGUACCAAGUGCUGCAUUCACUGUCUGGCAGCCUUUUGCCACCAUAUCCCUAGAUGGCGGUGCCCAGUCAGUUUUUGGUAGGAGGGAGCCUAUGGCAGUGGCUGCAGGCUAGGCAGAGUGAAGCUCCUUUUGGGGAGGGAGGUGGGGCUCGUGCCCCUCAAGCCACGUGGCGUGGUGCUGGCGGGGAAGGAGCUCCCGGUGCUGCGUGGUGGGUCUGGGUGAGUAGGUGAAGGCAGCGAACGCUUGCCAGAGCCACUGCUGGUGGUGGGUCCAGAUGAGCAGGUGAAGGCAGGGAAUGCUCGCCAGAGCCACUGCUGUCACCAAGCCAUCCUCGCAGCACCGAUAUCGGGCCUCCUGCUGCUCUGACAGGUCGGAGAGAGGAAGAGGCAGGUUUGGUCUGGCUGCCAAUCCCCCAACAGGCCUAUUUUCUUCAGAUAAGGUAGGUAUGGUUGUGUUGUCUGUGCUGCUGUGGAAGAGGAAUAGUCAGGAGCAGGCAGAGGGGGGCAUUUCAGUGGAGGUCUGGGGCACCUUUUGCACCUGGGGCACUUUACCACUUGGGUGUCUGUGGAGGGGCUGCAUUUAGGGCUUUGCCUGCAUGUUUGGGACUCUACUGGGCAAAGCGAUGUGGCUGUGCUCCCAUGGUUUGGUGACUGCCUGAGAAGAUGGGCUGUGCUGAAUUUGCACAGUGGCUAAACCCUGCAUGCAAUGCCAGGUAGCCUGUGCUGGUGAGGCAGCCAACAGGGAGGGAAGCAGGUCUGCACUGGCCCAUUGGCCCCUCGGGAUAUUUGUUAGCAUAAAGAGCCAGGCUGGUGCCAGGACCUCCUCUCAGGAAAGGAGUGACAGGGUGGGGGUGUGCUGCUAUGGCAAACAAUAGGGGUAGGAACACCAGUAAGGUUGCAGGUUUGGGGUCCGAAAGAGACAUGUGGUUGGAGGAUGGAAGAGCUGAAGGUGGUUGUGAUGAGAUGUGGAACUAGUGGAGAGCUGAAGGAGGGAGGUACUGCACAAGACAAGCCUUAACCAUGAGUAGCCCAUAGGAUCUGUUUGGGCCUGUUCUUCAUGGGUGCCUUUAAUGCAACCAGGUCAGAUCUUCCUCCCCCAAGAAGUCACAGGGUAAUUGCAGCUGCUGGGUACUAAGUGCAGGUUGCUACCCCCAGCACAAAGAGCUAGAGGAGGAUGAAAGAGGCAGAGAGCAUGAGUUUGAGUGCCACGGAGCACUCUGAAGGGCUGCAAAGUUAUUGGUCACAUUAAUUGACAUACUCAUUGCAGAGUUACUGAGUCUUUCUGGGACUGCCAGAAACUGAUCUGCUUUUUGUUGUUGUUGUACACGGUUAUGUUUCUCAUCUUUCUGCACAAUCUGUCAAUCACUGAUGCCUGCUCCAUGGCCCGAAUGGGAAGCUGCUGCUGGUAUUGGCUGGAUGGGCACAAUCUUUUGGUUGAAUAUGGGAAACAGCACCCAGACUGGUGUGCUGCCCCCAUACCUUCUGCACAGGUGGAGCUGUUAUUUUGAAGUCAUCAGGAAGGCGCUUGUGAAUUUGAAGUUGAUUCACAGAAAUAUGAGUUAGAUUUCAAAGGUCUUUUUCAAGUAGAAGAAAAGAGCUGCAGCCAUUGCAUUGGGGAGAGGAACAGGGAAGAAGAAAUAGAAGAGGCACCAAAGCGUAGGAAAUGGUCCAGAGAAAUCUGAAUACUCAGACUAUGAUAAAAAUCUGCAGGAGUCCAAGUGCUGCAAUGGCUGGCAAUAGCAAAAAGAACAAGAAAAGACAGUCAGAUGCUGUUCACACACAUCAUCUGUUUCCUUCAGACUGGGACCAUUCAGCACUACCUGAAAUAGGAUAUGAGUUAGUAGAAGUCAUCCGCACUGCCAGCAAAUACAGAGAAAUCAAGAACCUAUUUCAGCAGACAAUGAAAGAUUACAGCAUCCGCAGGCUCCGGAGAAUUCAGAACCCAGUGCUUUGGCAGCAUUUCCAGUUGCAGAAGGAGCAGAUGAAAAAGAGAGGUCCAGGGCAAGAGGUAGAUGAGCAGCUCCUGUUCCAUGGCACGAGCCCAUCCCACCUGGCUGCCAUCUGUGAGCAGAAUUUCGACUGGCGGGUCUGCGGGGCUCAUGGGACACUAUAUGGAAAAGGAAGCUACUUUGCCAGAGAUGCCAGUUAUUCUCAUCAAUACUGCCCAUCCAGCACUGGUCACCAGCGCAUGUUUGUAGCUCACGUUCUUGUUGGAGACUUUGUCCAGGGAAACUCGGAAUACCUUCGCCCUCCACCCAGACCUGGGAAUGCAAACAGGCUCUAUGACAGCUGUGUGGAUGAUCCAGAGGAUCCUUCCAUCUUUGUCAUCUUUGAGAAGCAUCAGAUUUACCCUGUCUGUAUUUUCGAGUACACAUGUUCAUCCCAAUGAGGAUGAUAUCAGAGGUAACAAUAUCUUGUCGAAAAUGGCACUUGAACAUUAGAUUUUUUUUUGUUGCAUAUAAGAACCUUGCUUCUGACUUCCACUGUUUUAAUUGCAAGAAUGGAAAUACAAGUAAUGUAAAUUAUGAAAUGUCUGGGUUCUUAUGAGAGUUGUUUUCCUCCUAAAUAGACUGGUGGCAGUUAAAUUGUAGUAAAUAGUGUAACCAUGACAAUGUGAUGAUCAUUUUGAUGCAAGUGUGAUGUGGAUUUAAAUGUGCAUUCUGAUUAAUUUGUAAAACAAAUUGCUUCCAUUUAUAGUGUGGUACAUAACUAGAUGUUUUUUAGGACAUGUUUGGGAGAAUGAAUAUAGAAAAUGAGGAAAAUUGAGUAUAAAAAAGCAUAUUUGAGGGGUGAUUCUUUGGAGCUGUUUUUCCAUGAAGUGAAUCUCAUUAGCAUCUUGUCAGCGUAAGAAAAGUAGACAAUGGACUGUAAGUUGUUUUUGUGCUGUGGUUUGGCUGCUUUGAGUUUUGUGGCAAGAAAAGGCUUUUAGAUCAUAUCCUAAAGGAGCAUUACAUCAUGUUCCCUUAUUGCUCUGCUGGUCUCAUUUGGUUAUCUUGCAGUAAGAGUAAUAAGGACUCCAAUUCAGAAGAAAAAAAUUCCUGGAUAACAGAGAAGUAAGUGAUUCAUUGGUCUUCCUCAGUCUGCCUUGAUCAUUGAUUGUGUGCUAAAGAUGGAGUAGGCAAUGCAGUGCACAGUGAGUAAAGGGACCCUGCUUCACAUGACAUCUCCGAGAGGACUGGUAGAUGCCAGAGGCUAUACUGAUGGCCAGUCAUACCAAUAAUCAAAACAACAGUAAUCUCCUGCUCCUCUAAAAAGAGCUGAAUUGUUACUCUGAGCUGUUGCAUCUUUCCUGACUGCCGGCUAGGCCGGGAUCUUGUUUUAAGGGAAGGAUUUAACUUCCCAAAACUUAAAGGAGAGUUCCAGAUAGUAAAAUGGGUUCACACCAAGUGAAUUCAUUCGUAGUAGUAGUGGAUUCAUAUCGCAUAUUGCUGCAGAAGUAUGUGGCAACCUGAUGUCUGCCUGGCCCCCAGCAUAGGUCGCAGCACCAGCAGAUUCGAAUGUUAAACCCGGAGCCAAGAGGGAGCAGAGCCAUGGUGCUCUUGCAGUGAGCUGUUGCUCAGUUUUUGGUUCUGAUCAGGGAAGAGCAGGCUCUUCUGCCACCUGCAUCAGAGUUGGUCACAUCUGUGGGCCAGCUGGAAGCAGCUCCCCUGAGCUCUUCCCCAGUGCCAGUCCUUCCUCUCAGACAUCCUCUCCGUGAGCAGCCCCAUCUCCUCUGACCCCAGGAGCGCUUCAGCCUCCAGCAGCAGCUCAGGCCUGUAAAGCAGCUGAGAGUGCAGGGCACUGUGGUUGCUCUGAAUGACCUCCCCUCCCUGGGGAUGGUGUCUGCUGCCCUCUGCUCAGAAGCUGAGUUUGGGGUCAUAAUGUUUGAAGUGCCGGCGGGACACCAGGAACCACUGCGAGGAGGAGUUGUGCAGCCCCUGCCAGUGGGAAACCCCUCCCUGUGGGAUGUGGGAAACCGAUGCUGGGAAACAUCCUGGGAGCCCCAUAAUUAACCCUGGAGACGUGGUUUUCUGUAUUUGCUGAUCACAUCGUUGUCAGCACUGCUUAUCCUCUUCUACAUCAAGUCUGCCCAUCCUGCUGGUGACAUCGUACCCAAGUGUCAGUGUCCUCGCCAUGGGGUGACUCCCUGUCCCUCAGCAGAGCUUCCUCAGGUUUAGAUCAAGGAAACUGGGGAUAUUCCAGCUGCUGAAGUUAGACCCUCACAAGGCCAUAUGAUGAACAGGGAGGAAGUCUGCAAUGAACUAAGUAACAACCCACAGUGGGGCUCUGCUUGGACUGCAGAGCCAGCACUUGGACGAGUGACUCAGGAGACAACGUGGCUUUGUGAGGGAUGCUCGGCUACCCCUCUCUUUCUCCUCUACAGACUGAAAUUGUUGGUGGGUUAUUUUAAAUGGCCGUGCAGUCACCUGGCGUUUCUCCAGGUGAUUCAGAAGUGUCUUGGCUGUGUGUGCUCUGACUGGGAUGGACAGGGAGGGCUCCCUAAUUCUGCCAUCCCAGCUUGCAAUUUACAUCUGUAGGAAAUGCUGUAAGUAAAGUAACCCCUGGAAUGAGCUGCUGCAUUUGAUGCUUUUCCACUUUCUAGUCCUUCUGUGGGGAGUUGGAUGAUUUAACCACAAACUCAAGGUUUUUUCAUAAGUGAGUGAGCGAGCUGAUCUGGAGCUUCAUCGACCUACAGGGAGGUAUGUGGAUCUAGUUAGCCAUGGAUAGGCAUCUGGCUUUUGAUGAAACCAGAAUGAGGUAAAGGAUGCAUUAGGAGAGUGUGAUAUUUACUGUACAACAUUUCCAGUUAAUGUAAAGACUUUUUUAAAAAAUCCUCUUCUACAUUAACCAACAUACCAAAACUGAAUCUGUUCUUGCUCCUCUGACCCAUCAAUCCUAGUAAGUAUUGUAUUUGCUGGGAUGUUUGCUGGCUGAAUUAAUUCCACUGAUAUGACUGGGACAUGAAUUCCAUCUUUGCAUAACAAUCCUUGGGCCCCAUUUUACUGGAAUACUAGUUUCCAGUUCAGGGGUGGAAUUGCACAUGUGUAUGUUCAUCCGAGAUGAACUCUUGCCAUCACUGGCUACAAAUAUUUCCUCUACAAUGCAGAGCGCUCCUGAGGGUUUCGACUGAACUACUUCCUGUGACUGACCACGUACAUAUUCAGGAGUCUGCAGCUAUAAUUUUUAUGGAAGCCACAUUUCAGUUUAACAAAAAUACCCUGAGUCAACAGGCUUGUAACAGAGCAAACACUAUUAGUUAAAUCACAGACAGGUAAACAGCUUAUUUCCUUCCUACUCUGUUGUUAAACCUCAUAAAUCACAAUCUAGUCAGCUCAUUUCACAUUUUCUGAAGGCAAGGCAGAAAGGCGAUGACUAUACUUUUAUUUCACAAAUGUAUUGCUCAGAGCAUUUGUAUUUCUGAAUGCUUGCAGACUUCACUUUGCUAACAAGUACUGGUGAGCUGAAUGUAAUGCCUUUUCUCCCUGUUUGCUGUGUAUCUUUCUCAGCUCUCCAGCAGGCUCUCACAUUGUGGGUGCUACAUCAUUAGAACACAUUUCCUGCACAGGUGGACAAAUCCCAAAGGAAAAGCACCCCAGUGCACUUUUGUAAGUUUACCUUUGCAUUUCAAUUCAGUUGUGUGAUAAAGGGAAACAGUGGCCACCCCCUAUCGAGAUACAGGAGGAAGUGAUGGAGAUGUACUUUGACCAGUAGUGGAAUGUACCUACUGGUCACAGAUAGCACAGUUGGCUUCAGUGUGUUUACUGCAAGAGGAUUUGGUAUCUGCCAAGUAGAUAAGGUAAUGUCUAACCAUCUGGAAAGCCCAAUGUAGUUUAAACUGGUUACUGUUUACUCACACACAAAUGCACUCACUGAGUCCAUAUAUAUAAGGAGAUGAGUGUGAUAAAUGUAGCUAUUUUCACUGCAUGGAAUUUCUGACUCUCACGGGAACAGCCUUUGGUUUCUGAUGGUCUAGAUAAAGUUCAUAGGAAAUGCUCCAGUUUAAUAUCGGUGACUGCAGGGUGUUCUGGUGGUAGGCAGAGAUGGGUAAUUGACACUGAAUCAAAACACGCUUGUAGAAGGACUGUUGACAGUCAUGCAGUUCUGUCAUAUAGUCAGUGUCUGCUUUCUCUGCUUGGUCCAAGCCUUCCCAUUUCUUUAUUAAUUCUUGGGUUGAGGAUGUCCCAGAGUAUUUUUUUCCCUUGUGCAAACCUUUGCCCAAUGAGGUUCCUAACAGAAUCACGUAACAAAUAAUAGCUCUAAUAUUUUUCCAUAGAAACCAUCCUAUCACAGUGCAAUAGGAAGAUUUCAUCUGUAAAUGAAUGUGUUUCUGAGGAAAUGCCAUUGAGAGGCAUGUUAAGACCUGGCUACUACAUCAAUAUGGAGGAUAGGGUGACAGCUUUUCUCUGGGAAAGAAUCAGCUCACUGUGGGGGUAACUCACAUCAUGUCAUAUGGAAAGGAGCUUUUAGGGAAGGAGGAAACUGAGAGUUUGGUUUGGUGCUGAGGUAGAAACCAGAGGAGGAACCGAGUUUGAGGGCAAGGCUAGAGCUGCAGCUCCGUUCAUGUACUCAUCUGUGAACCUCAGUAAGGCAGACCAUACCCCCUUAGGGGCACUGAGUGCUCACAGUAGGAAAUUCAGCCAGACUUUUUGCUCGAAUGGGUGGUUCACAGGAUGAACUUCUUGCCUAUGUUUUUGCCCACCAGCCUUACAAGGCUGCGUUACUUCCUGUGGAGCAGUGCAGGUCCCAUGGGUGCGAUGCCAGUCUGCCCGUCUGCAGGCAUUCAAGCACGCACUCAAGAAUAGGGGGUGCUGGCUUGAAAAUGAAGGAAAGACUGCUUCACAGCUGAGUAUCAGGCACUGUUGCUGUUUUUAAAACCGUUCCCGGCAUACUAGAAAGCUUGGUUCUAUUUGCGUCCCUUCAUUCAUUGCUAUUUAUUUCCUGUCUUUGGCCUCAAAAUAGCAGAAGUCAGGGCCUACCUCGAGCUGUGGGCACCCCUCCUGUCUAGCAGGGUCAAACACCCAGCACCUCAAAUUACGCUGGUCUCCUCAAAUACUACUGAUGAUAAUCUAAGCUACAAAAGCUAAUGCUUUCAGCCUACUUCUGACCAUGGGAAGAAUCUUCCUAGGUCCACAGACCCUCACAGGUCUCUAUAAAUCAAAAGAGCUCUCACUUUAGCACUUCACUUGCAAGCUGGUACACAAAAUGUAACUCCUAAUGUAGACAACCACCAGAUUGUUGAGGACCUUCAAAACCAAUUCCCAUUCAAAAUGUCAGAGCUAGAAAAUCUAUUGACAUGAUGUCAGGGAAAGAACUCUGUUAAUAACUAAACAUCAGCUCCCAAGUCUAUUCAGUCCCAUGUACAGAAUGUGGCAUAUUCAAAUACUCAGAUGAGGCAAAUGUGACUCAGGGAACAGGCAGUGAAAAGUAAAGGCUGAGUAUAAACUAUGACCAAAUUCAAAUGAAAGGAAAGCUCCCUUUGGCUGCCGCUGGAACAGGUGGGAACCUGGUUGGGUUCCCAAGCUGUGACCAGAGAAAUAUCAGGCAGUUGAAGAUCCUCGAUCAGAAAGGCAGCAAUGAGUAUCACCAUCCUCCAGCCUGCGAACAGCAGUGAGACCCUGGCCAAUGUGCUAGACAGCAAGAUAGCAGGAGCUGACAGUGACCCACGAAGGAAAGAUACUGCAGCUAAUCCUUCUUCAAUGAUGUUUUUAUGGCCUUAUAACCAUGGUACUGUGUGAGCACAAGGAAGGACCAGAUGAAUGCUCUAUGAGGCACAGGCUUAGUGCAUGCAUAGGGAAAGAAUUUAAAAAUAUUGCUGAUUGUUGUAUCCUGGGAUCCCUCUGAGAAGAGCACUAGCACUUGAAGUUGACUGUAUACUCCUUCCAAUGCUGAGGAGUAACUUAAUAGUAGCUAAAAAGGCAAAUGAAGGCUCAGAUACUGCCAUCAGGAGCAUAAGCUCACAAACUAGCAUGACAAACUUGCUGUAUGUGUGUGGCACCCAGACUGCCAUCUGGGGAGGUAAAGUCCACUGUGCAAUGGAUGGACAACCACAACUGGCUCACAGUCUCACAAAUAAGGGAAGUUUGGGCAUAAAAUCAUAGGUGACUUGAUUUUGAACAUCAAGCAUUUCUUUUACGGAAAUGUGUUCCAUAAAGAAAAGCAGCCUACUUCCAAGAAAGCUAGCAUUUACUGAUCACAGGACAAGAGAUUCCUCAUCUGCUGUCACCCACAGAUCCAGAGCUGGGAUUGUGCCAUGAGGCUCAUACCUUACUAUUGCUUCUCUGGCACCGAGUACAUCUGGGUGUUCAAAAAUUAACUUAAACCAACUAAAAUUCCCUUUGCAACCCUUCUGAAAAGAAUAAAGAUACUUGAGGAACCAGAAAGCAAGGCAGAAAGAGAAAAUCAGUGAUCCUUCCAUGUAUUUCAGAUUUCAUUUUUUCCUCUUCAAUUUGUCUUCAUUCUUUUCUGUAUAACACACCUCAGCCCCAAAGCCAGAGAAUCAACAGUUUCAUAAUUAUCUGCUAUAGCCAUGUGGCAGCCAAUUGCAAGGUAAUGGGAUUAUUUAAUAAUAAUCCUUUCUAUUUUUAUUAGGAUUUAUUAGCAGUUACAGCAUAGCUUUGUACCCAAGACCUAUUAUGAUAUCUUUUCUCAGUGAACACCAUGCAAAGUGGAAAACAGCUUUAACUCAUGACUGGGGCUAGAAUUUCUCACCAGCUACAUCUUUGCUGCAGGUGACAAUAGAAAGGAAGUGCAGGAAUCAUCCAUUUAUGCUAGCUUUCUCCUGCUUUCUAAUAUUUACUUUCAAAAUGCUACAUGGGACUAUUUCGUACCACCUCCCACACCCAGAACAGGAAGGUUUGCACAAGGAAAUACUGGAAAUACAGCUCUUGGGUCUCUUCUACUUGUUUGAUAUGAGUUUGCUUUGCUAUCAAGUGACAGUUCCUGAAGAGAAUGUGUUAUAAUGUGAGGGCAAAACACCACCUAUUUCCCAGGAGGUGCAGGAACUAUAAAAACAAAUGAACAAGACAGGCUAAGGAAAAAAAGUCUGCAUGUCAAUAUUUAGACUCUUGAAAACAGAAACUCCUUCAAAUACACAGGAGUGCGCUAAAUACUCCUUCAAUACAUCAAAUACACAAAAACAUGUAGUUCUUUGAAGCGUACACCUCGAUCUGUACUGCUGCUCAUUGUUCACGGAUCAGUUCAUCGUUCAGAAUCCCUUGAGUAUUUCCUGGAGCAGAGGGUUGGAUUUGGCUGACCAUUACACAGGAGGCAGUGCAGAGUCUAUACAAAUCUCAGAUCCCUUUAAUAGAAGUGAGAUCUAACCGUGCUUAAUUUUCUUCAGUGGAUAAAUUUAAUCUUCUUUCUUCUUCCAUCGGUUCCAAUAAAUCUCUCACUCUUUAGCAUGAAUUUCCUCUGUACCUUGUUUCUGUCUUGCAUGGAAUAAAAAUACCUCUUCUUUACGCAACAUUUACUAUAGCAUCUUUAUGAUCAGAAAGCUGACCCCUUAAAAAUAUUUUUUUUUGUCAAACUGGAAGUAUUGCAAAAACGUUGCAAUUUAUGAAAUUAAUUAUGAACUAAUUCUAAACAAAUCUAAUUUGAAUAAACUCUAAAAUUGCUUUCGCUAUGUAGUAGCAUACAGAGCAUCUGGAUUUCUUGAAAACUAGCCAUUAUUUUAUCUGAAGAAACCAAUAAUUCAAUUUUUUUUCGUUCUCAUAACCAAGCAUUUAACAAUGUGUAGGCCUUAAUAAAUGCCAUAUAAAAACAUCUAUCCUUAAAUAGCAACAAUUCCAUUUGUCAAUAAAAUUGUUUCUAUUCCCCAAAAUUGGGCCUUGACUUCACAAUGCACAGGCUGGACAAGCACAUGACAGCACACAGAAGGGGUCCCCUCUAUUGAAGGUGGGGAUUACUGUCUGGCUUUCUGCUUCUGUUAGAAACUGAGUCCUAAUAAACAGUAGAAGGGUGUGUGCGCUCAAAACACAGAAACAACACAGUGUCCAUUCUCCAACUGAGCUGCUUUUUUCUUUUUUGGAAAGAAGUAUUUUCAAAUAUUCAAUUCCUUCUAGGAGUACCUAUCUUCUUUGCCUUAUUAACUGCUGUUAUUUUUCAAAGUUGAGUGAAAACAAGUCUUAUGGCUUAGGUCAGACUCAGCUGGAUCUUUUUUUACUCAUGUUCCUGGUAAAUAAAUUAGCGAGUGCUUCUGUACUGAAUGAAUUAACAAGGUUUCCCAAUUCACUGUACAUUCACUGGGCUAACGUCUGUGUUUGCUUUGUAUUUCUUAAUUUGGGCAAGGCUCACAAAAGUGAUACCACUGAUCCAAAUUCUUCUGUGUGGUAUUGAAAUAAUGCUCUGGCCACAUCACUUACAGUUUAUUUCGGCUGCUUAGCAACAACAACAAUAGUCCACCAGACAGUUGAUGCCUCCAAAGGGUAUUGAAAACUCGGUAGUUCUAGCUUGAUGGCCAUACCAGACUUGCUUUAGUACUUACUGAUGCUUCUAGCUGUAAUGUGCUUUUUCUUAAAAAAGAAAAGAGAGAGAGAGAGAGAGAGAGAGAGAGAAAGGGAGAGAUGAUCAUCAUGUUUCAGAAGUCCGACCUGUAAUGCACGUAGUGUAUUUUUCAGUGGCAUGUUUAGGGUUUUCACUUUUCUCUUUCCUGAUUGACUAUUAAAAAUAUUAUUUUUUUCUAGAGUGAUUACAAAAUCAUGUAUCCAGUGGUAAGCACGCUUUUUUCUCAACAUCUUUGAGCAAACUUGUUUGUAGUUAUGCACACAUACACUGUGGACAUGAGUACAUAUUAACAAAAACUUUUAUUUUAGCUAAAAGAAGUUUGAGCACCUUUGAUUUGCAGUUUCAAUAGCAGAAAUUCAUUUACUGAUGUAAUGUUAUGAUUUUACAUUUCUAUGUGAAUGAACCUGAGAGAACUUAGAAUAAAUCUUGAGAUAAAGAGGUAAAACACUGAGGGUAAUGAAUUUCCUUUAAACCUUAUAAAGGAGGGACUGGAAAUUACACAGAGUAAGACAGUUGUAUGUAAGGCUCAAACAUCCUUAAUGUCUUAGGUUUCUCCAUUUGCAUAAAUGAGUGUCCUAACAUGAGGAGGGGAACUGUGACAUUUGCUUUCCAGUUGGUGUUGGAAGUUGAGAGUUUCUGUUUACAGCCUUGGACUGUCAGAGGAAUAUUUUCCACUCAAGGUCCUGCCUUGGUCCCUCCAUCUUCCCCAGAGAGUGGUGGGACUCCAAGAAGAAAUUUGGAUUUGUAACUGCCAGGCAGCUCUUACAAGCAGUCAUCUCACUGUAGCUGAUUUUCUUGGUCAGAAGCUGAGCAUGCUACAUUGCGCUCUUUAGCUACAACACGUGCACUCUGUUUGAAGACAUCAUCGUCCAUAGUGUCCUGGUAGGAGCAACAGGUUUGUGAAGUAAACUCAGUGGUGAAACCAAGGCUGCCAGGUUCACACCCACAAGGAUAAGACACUGCAUUGCAGGGCUGAUCUUGCCUCCUGCCAGCUAGGGCGAGCGAAUGCAAUGGCCCCAUACAAGGAAGACUCUUGGGCCAGACUUUAUUCCAGAAAAUAAACAGAAUAACUGAGCCACUCAUCCCAGUUAUCAGACAACCCUCCACCUUCCUCUGGGCUGGGCAAUAACGCCCUUCAAGUAAAUGUAGAAGGAAACUCGCUGGCUGCAAGAUGCAGUUUCACAUUCAGCCCUUACCCAGAUCCCCUUCCCAAGAAACGUGCCCCUUGGGCUUUCUGCUCCCCCUCGGCCAUGGUGCUAGUCACACUGCCUCUGGGGAAAUGAGACCCUGUGCUCACCCUCUGGCUUGUGAGCUAUUUCAUUUUUGAGGAAUGGUUCUUGUAAAGUCUGUACCCUGGCUAUGCAUGCUGACAAAUUGAAAGUGCCCCAUAGUACUUCUUUUUGUGCAAGGCCCUCGGUGUCUCCCCAGCCUUGCAACAGCCAUGGUUUUGCUUUCUGGAAACAGGAGCAAGAGAGACUACCGUGGAGUUGUCCUGCUGCAGGGUGUCUUAUAAAAUAAGGAGAUUAAGACAAACCAGACAAGAAUAAUUGCAAAAUAACCCUGCUCUGAAAUCAGGCAAACUGCCAGACAGCUGUUAUGCAAAAAAAAAAAAAAAAAAAAAAAAAAAAAAAAAAAAGGUUGGAGAAUCAGCUCUCCCACAUAACCAGCUUCCUUUCAAAGUCAGAGUCCAGUACAUGCAGGCACACACACAUACACACGCUGCUCCUCUUUGGCAGGCUUUAGGAAUCAACUGCCUUUGUGUGACACCCCUUCAGUGUCAGCAUCAUUGCUCUCGCCAUCUCGUGACAGCACCACCGCUUGGGGCCUGCCCCAGAUCUGGCACCGUGGGAGAGCUAUUCAGCUUGGUUCAGUAACUGAGGUUCCCAAGCUCUAUCUUCCCAAGCAGGAGGAAAGGAAACGUUAUCAGAAGGUACUUUCUUCUAGAGGACAACGUGCACUCUGGAUAGCAGGACUUUGACUCCACCAAACACCCCCACGCCCUCAGAACAGAAAACUAAAUGUUCUGUAUUCUUAUGGCUUGGGACAAGUACAUAUUUCUGCACAAGCUGUACAUUUCUAAGCUGAUCUGUCUUGCACAACAUCACUAUGCAUUGUGGCAGUUCACUAUAAUUAUCGCUUUAUAGCAUUUUGUGCCUGCUUCUGUUAAGGCAGUAAAGUUGCUGGUAUAUUUUGUUUAUUUAUUUUUUUUUAACGAACUGUUUCAGAGUUUGCCUAUCAACUGCUGUAUUCUUCAUUUUGUGCAUUUUAUACAAAUACAUACAUUUAAACACAA
Messenger RNA from Dromaius novaehollandiae (emu), 13831 nucleotides. Its product is annotated as protein mono-ADP-ribosyltransferase PARP12-like. Gene Ontology annotation, molecular function: NAD+-protein mono-ADP-ribosyltransferase activity; RNA binding; NAD+ poly-ADP-ribosyltransferase activity. Lineage: Eukaryota; Metazoa; Chordata; Aves; Casuariiformes; Dromaiidae. Gene Ontology annotation, cellular component: nucleus. Gene Ontology annotation, biological process: positive regulation of mRNA catabolic process; positive regulation of type I interferon production; response to virus. Bases 2720 to 3445 code for a protein of 241 amino acids. The record is from RefSeq and is a predicted model, not a curated record. The transcript is spliced from 16 exons.